UUAUCAAUAUAGUUUAAUUUAAUUAUUAAUAAAUUUUAUAAUAAUUAAUUUUUUUUAUAAUGUAAUUCCCCCUGUAACCUAUACUAACUGGGGACAAAAACAAAGGAAGGAAGAAAGGAAGGAGAAUAUGUGUAAUAAAAGUCAAGAUGGAAAGGUGUGGCGUGAAAGCCAGAGAUAAAAGAGUGGGGAUGACAGUUGGCAAAUUGGUUAGAGCGAAGGCAGAUAUGGAAAAGGGGAAGGAGAGGCAUUUUGUGUUGGUUCACGGAGCUUGCCAUGGAGCGUGGUGUUGGUACAAGUUGAUCCCUCUUCUGAAAUCUCAAGGCCACAGCGUAACAGCUCUAGACCUGGCUGCCUGUGGGACCCAUCCCAAGCAAGUGCAUGAGCUGAGCUCGUUUGCAGAGUACGUGGAGCCUUUGAUGGAGUUUGUGGGGUGUUUGGAGGCAGAGCAGAGAGUGAUAUUGGUGGGUCACAGCAUGGGUGGCCUCUGCAUAUCAAUGGCCAUGCAACGCUUCCCCCACAAGAUCGCCGCCGCCGUUUUCGUUGCUGCCUUCUUGCCUUCUCCUCACCUUUCCGCCGUCUCUCUCGUCCACGAGUAUCGGCGAAGAUUGGAUUCCAAUAUGGACUCGAAGAUUGUGUAUGAGGAAGGCCCCCAUGCAAAUGGAUACCUGUCAUUCGGGCCGGAUUUCCUGGCCUCCAAGUUAUACAAUCUCUCGCCCGCUGAGGAUUUGAGCCUGGCGCUGACACUGGUGAGACCCACUCGGCUGUACGGAGACGAAGAAGUGCUUGCACGAGAAACCGAAGUGACAGAUGAUAAGUUUGGAAGCGUUGCCACGGUGUACAUAGUGUGCGAACAAGACCGAGUGCUGAAGCCAGAGUUUCAGGAGUGGAUGAUUCACAAGCAUCCAAAUGCACAACACAUCAAGGUCGUCGUCUCUGCCUCUGAUCACAUGAUCAUGUUUUCCAAUCCUUCGCGCCUGAAUUUCGAGCUCCACCACAUUGCCGCCACUUACUAUUAGUUCACCCUCUCAUCUUCAACCAUGUUAUUGACUUUUCCCGUCUCCUUUUCUUUUCAUCGAGAAAUUCCAUCGUGGCCUGAAACUUCAUUCGCGUGGGCCUAUGACUUGAAAGCUCAUGCUGUCUAGUCAUCAUCUAGAAAAUCAGGCUAAAUCUGCCAGUUAAACCUGAUUGAUUUAAUAAAAUAUUUUGUUUAUUAUAA
This is a messenger RNA of Prosopis cineraria, 1216 nucleotides long. Its product is annotated as methyl jasmonate esterase 1-like. Gene Ontology annotation, molecular function: methyl salicylate esterase activity; methyl indole-3-acetate esterase activity; methyl jasmonate esterase activity. Lineage: Eukaryota; Viridiplantae; Streptophyta; Magnoliopsida; Fabales; Fabaceae. The transcript is spliced from 4 exons. The record is from RefSeq and is a predicted model, not a curated record. Gene Ontology annotation, biological process: jasmonic acid metabolic process; salicylic acid metabolic process. Bases 147 to 1016 code for a protein of 289 amino acids.